AUGUCAAUUUAUCAGAGAACAACAAAUUUAUUUAGACAAUAUGCUUGUUACGUUUAUUUACUUUAUGGAGUAGAUCCUUUAACAAAAAUAUUUAAAAAACAUUAUGGGGCAACAUUUCCUGAUUUAAGAACUAUUGUUGCAGAAAGUCCUUUUGUUUUUGUUAAUGUUGAUGAAUUUUUGGAUUUUCCCCGUCCAAUAUUUUCGAAUAUUAUUUAUAUUGGUGGACUUGGAAUGGAGGAAGGGAAAAAUACUAAAAUUAAAGAGAUUGAGGUUUUUAAUAAAGUAAAGUAG
Meloidogyne enterolobii is the source of this 291-nucleotide messenger RNA. The record is from the annotation of a GenBank genome assembly. Lineage: Eukaryota; Metazoa; Nematoda; Chromadorea; Rhabditida; Meloidogynidae.